CACAAACCCAUCGCCUCACUCUCCUCUCUCUCACAAAAAAACACACAAAAAAAAAAACUAGGGUUUCUCUCUUUCCAACCAUGGCAACUCCACCAGCCGCCAAGACCAACAUGGUCCAAUGUUUCGGUCGGAAGAAAUCCGCCGUGGCCGUCACUCACUGCAAAGCCGGCCGUGGACUAAUCAAAGUGAACGGCGCACCAAUCGAGCAUCUCCAACCAGAAAUCCUCAGGACAAAAGCUUAUGAACCCAUCUUGCUAAUUGGUCGGUCAAAGUUUGCAGGCGUUGACAUGAGAAUCAGGGUCAAAGGUGGUGGUCAUACCUCUCAGAUUUAUGCAAUCAGACAAAGCAUUUCAAAGGCUUUGGUGGCGUAUUAUCAGAAAUAUGUUGAUGAAGAACAGAAAAAAGAGAUUAAGGAUAUUUUGGUUAGGUAUGACAGGACAUUGCUUGUUGCUGAUCCUAGAAGAUGUGAGCCUAAGAAGUUUGGUGGUCGUGGUGCACGUGCCAGGUUCCAGAAAUCUUACCGUUGAAGAAUAUCAUCAUCAAGAAAUUAUGAGAAUCUUCUGGGUCUUUAUGGGUUUGUUUUGUUUUCUCAUGAUUUAAUGUUUUUAUUUUAAUGUUGGAAUUUGGAUUUUUGUUUUAGUGUUGGAGACUAUUAUUAUGGCUAUGUUAUGUUUUAAGGAUGUUUAUGGAUGUAUGGAGCAUCAGUUUUUAUGGUU
This is a messenger RNA of Erigeron canadensis, 716 nucleotides long. Its product is annotated as 40S ribosomal protein S16-like. The record is from RefSeq and is a predicted model, not a curated record. The transcript has a single exon. Gene Ontology annotation, biological process: maturation of SSU-rRNA from tricistronic rRNA transcript (SSU-rRNA, 5.8S rRNA, LSU-rRNA); translation. NCBI's taxonomy places the organism in Eukaryota, Viridiplantae, Streptophyta, Magnoliopsida, Asterales, Asteraceae. Bases 81 to 527 code for a protein of 148 amino acids. Gene Ontology annotation, cellular component: ribosome; cytosolic small ribosomal subunit. Gene Ontology annotation, molecular function: structural constituent of ribosome; RNA binding.